Messenger RNA from Phragmites australis (common reed), 1453 nucleotides. Its product is annotated as SNF1-related protein kinase regulatory subunit beta-1-like. Lineage: Eukaryota; Viridiplantae; Streptophyta; Magnoliopsida; Poales; Poaceae. The record is from RefSeq and is a predicted model, not a curated record. The transcript has 4 exons. Gene Ontology annotation, molecular function: protein binding. Bases 112 to 1017 code for a protein of 301 amino acids.
CCCCUUCCUUCUCUCUCCUUCCCCCCUUCCAGCGGCACCACGCCCGCCCGGGUGGCAUCUCCGUAAUUUCGCCGCCUCUUCGCCGCCGCGGGCGUUGGAGGAGGGGGAGGCAUGGGCAACGCGAGCGGCCGGGAGGAGGACGCCGCGGCCGUGGAGGGCGACGGCGCCGACGUCGAGAACGGCGGCGGGGACUCGUCGGUCCGGUCGUCGGAGCGCGGCUUUCCGCCGUACGGCGGCGGGGGCGCUAACCAAGUGCAGCGCGCAUGCUCGGUGGGCGUCGUUGGGGGUGGCGGCGGCGCCGGAUCGCCGCCCGGGAGCCCCGGCCGCUCCCUCUCGCCGCGGAUGUUCGUGCCCCAGACACCUGUACCACCACUGCAAAGAGCUGCUGAUGUAACCCCAGUGUUCAACCAGAUAUUGAUGAAUGAACAAGAAGAAGAAUACGAUGGUCCCCCUCAAAAGGAAAUUCCUGCUUUAAUCGUGUGGACCCUUGGAGGAAAGAAUGUAUAUGUUGAAGGGUCAUGGGAUAACUGGAAAUCAAGGAAAGCCAUGCAGAAAUCUGGGAAAGAUCACUCUCUUUUGCUGGUCCUCCCAUCUGGAGUUUACCGUUACAGAUUUGUUGUAGAUGGAGAAAGGAGGUGUCUUCCUGAUCUUCCCUGUGAAACUGAUGCCAUGGGCAACGCGGUUAACCUUCUUGAUGUUAAUGAUUUUGUCCCUGAAAGUGUUGAGAGUGUGGCAGAAUUUGAGCCGCCUCCAUCUCCAGAUUCUAGCUACAGUUUCCAGGCACCUGAGGAGAAGGACUUCGCAAAGGAGCCGCCUUCUCUUCCAUCCCAGCUCCAUCUCGGUGUUCUUAACUCACAGAACUCGGAAGAAAGCUGUGCGCGGCCGCAGCACAUAGUCCUCAACCACCUUUUCAUCGAGAAGGGCUGGGGCGCCCAUCCGAUGGUGGCACUUGGUCUAACCCACAGGUUUGAGUCCAAAUAUGUAACGGUCGUCCUGUACAAGCCCAUCGAACGAUAGCAUGAGGUGGAAGCUAAUGCUUGACAACUCACUGCGAGACCAUCAAUGAACAGAAACGAUCGAGGCCUUUCUUCCUGUAAAAGCGCUUUGAGGUUCACGGGUAUUUUCGAUACAUUUGACAGGUUGCAGGACCUUUGGUUGAUGUUGUACAUGCUGCACUAUCAUGGUAUUGGCCUCCUGAUUUUAUAGAGAGCCAAGGAGUCCUUCGUUCCUACGUGUCUGCUUGUCGUUGUUCCCUGCCCCGAGGAAUGAAAUGUGUAGAGACGUCACUGAGAACCGUGGAAAUCCACAGAAAUGUUAGGUGCCACUGUGCCAGAGUUAGAUCUUGUGAUUCCUAGGUUUUUAAUUGUUUUGAACGGUGAUGGUGAUGUUGUUAUGUAAUAAAAUCAGAGGGUUCUGCUCCGUCAGUAUGUUCUGGGCGGAGAUCUUAUCAUUC